This is a messenger RNA of Nematostella vectensis (starlet sea anemone), 2722 nucleotides long. RefSeq names its product protein ALP1-like. Lineage: Eukaryota; Metazoa; Cnidaria; Anthozoa; Actiniaria; Edwardsiidae. The coding region runs from base 155 to 1543 and encodes 462 amino acids. The transcript has 2 exons. The record is from RefSeq and is a predicted model, not a curated record.
CCAUCCAAUGGUCGUCUCUUCCGAUUGAUCGCGUGCUGAGACCUUGUCCACACAAGUCAAAUGUUCGUAUGAUUUUUGAAGAGUCACUAGGACAGACAAAUUCUAACAGACGUUUGACCAGAUAUCACGAUACCUUUUUAAUAUAUUGUCUGUAAUGGAAUCAGUUCUUGAAACUCUUCAAAGUUUAGCCGAAAAUGGGGGAUUCGACCGCCCGCAAGCGUGUACACUACUCGAGCAAACACUUCGACUUACGCUAGAAAGAAUUCUUGCCCGACGCAGAAAACGAUUUAUAAGGAAAAUUCGGCUUCUUCUCGCACAAAGACGUACAAGGGAACUUACAGCCCUUUGCUUGUGCUUAAAUAAGCCGAAGGAGAAACAAAAGUCAAAUCGUUGUGCAUGGGUUCUCCCGCGUCCACAAUCAUGGUUUGACUCAGCUUUGAUGAAUAGCUACGAGGACAGCUUAUGGAUGGAGAAGUUCCAUGUCAGUAGGAACACUUUCAUGUAUAUACUGAAUACGUUUGGUUCUCAGCUUGCCAGGAAGGACACUUUAAUGAGAGAGUCAGUACCUGUGGAAAAGAGAGUUGCCGUAGCCCUGUUUCGCCUUGCCACAGGGAGCCCGUAUAAUAAAACUGGGGAGCAGUUUGGUAUUGGCAGAUGCACUUCUCUUAACAUUAAAGACGAGUUUUGUGAGGUACUCGUUAAAAAUGCUAAGGAUUUUAUAAAGUUUCCGACCACCGAAGAGGACACAAGGGCAGCUAUCGAUGGGUUUGAGGGGAAAUGCCAGAUACCUCAGUUGGCUGGGGCUAUUAAAGCUGUGCGCUUCAAAAUCAAAGCCCCAAGCCUUGUUACCCAUAAGAUGAAGUACUACAAUGAUAAUCUUAAGUGCCAUAGCAUGACACUACAGGCUGUUACAGACAGUAGUGGCAAGUUCCUGGAUGUAAGCACAGGCUACCCAGGAGGUAUAACUAACACAGAGGCCCUAGCGAUGAGUGACAUAUACAAGAACGUCAAACAGGGGGUCAUCCUAAACUCACCAUCUGCAACUGUAGAGGGCUUACAAGUGAAGCCAAUAAUAGCAACAGAUGCAUCAUAUAAGCUGAGAAAAUGGUGCAUAUGUCCGUACCCAGAUAACAACAUGCUAAGUCCAAGCCAAGAAAGGUUCAAUUCUGAGCUAGGUUCUGCUGUACAUAUUGCUGAAGAUGCUCUUGCUAGGCUAAGAGGUCGAUGGAAUACUCUUGCAGGAAGUUGCCUGGAUGAAAAUGUUGAGAAGAUUCCGGAAACAGUUCUUAUAUGUUGUGUUCUGCAUAACAUAUGUGUGGAGCAAGAAGACCCCACUGUUAUUAUACCACAUCCUGCGAAGUAUGAGAGCACCCCAUAUGUUGGGAAAGAGGAUAGUGAAGAUGACACGGCAGAGGCUGUUUCUAUCCUCAAAAGUCUCAAUGAACCAACUGGGGAGGAUGUAAGGGAAGCACUUAGAGCUCAUGUUGAGCACAUUAGUUCAAAUGUUGUCCAUAAAUAUCUGACUGAUCACAGUAAUACUUAGCUAGUCCUAGGUCAUGGCAAUACACUGGCUUUUCCAUAAAUUUCUGAUAGUUUCUUGCCCCACAUUAGCUGUUUCAAGAUAUAACUGACUGAUUUUUACAGGUCUGCCACCCUGUGCAUGCAAUAUUUCAACUUAUAAGUGAUAUGAUCGCCUUCAAGGAAGCACUGGCUGACUGUUAGCAAUAUAUCUACACAAGGCUUGGAGCCUUCUGCAUGCUUUAAACACCUCUUAUAAAAAUGUAAUAAUUUUGAUUGUAGCCUGUUGUCUGCGCCUGUUAGGCUGGUAUUUCCUGUACAAGAAUUCAAUAACAAUAAUAUAUUUUUUCGAUAUCAGAUAAAAUAAGUGGAGUGCUAUGUUAUUGCUCGAGCGAGCGAGAGCAACACUAAUUUCGGUAUCGUGUCGAUUUGGGUUUCCUGUGGAACAAACCGUCGCCAUCUUGGAAACGAAAUCUCACGUCCCCUCCCCUCAUCGUCAAUUAGUAGUCUAUGCGUUGCCUUUCCAGCUUCUAUUUGGACGGACUUUGUGGAAACCAAGAUUUGGGCUACCUUUGGCAGUCCGCGAUUCACCAGGAUUUUACGCACUUACCUUGUGUUUCCGAUAAUGUUGAAAGCUCCUUCGAUUUAUACCGCGAAUACGAUGGCGAUAUCAAAGAAUUAUUUGCAUUGUCCAGUCCAGAACUACUAUGAUUGCAAAUCAUUGCCCAAGAAAUAAAAAAAAAUGGAUUGCUUCAUUAUUUUAAACCAAGGCAAACACAGCCACGGAGAAGACACAGAGAUUCUUUACAAAUCAGUGGGCUCCAGUGAAUACUGCAGUGUACUUACAUGCAGAAGCUAUUGUUAGGGAUAACCAGGAGACCAUAAAUUCUGCAUAGUUAACUAUAUGUUAAUACAUGAGCAAUAAUCUUUUCAGUAGCUAUUAUCAUGGCCACCACUUAGACCCAAAUAGCUUACUGCGUAUGUACAGGCAUGCAGCUCGGGGUGGGCACACGGGUUGUGCCCCUCCCACUCAACCACCAAAAAGCUGUCUUUUUUUAAAUAUACUUACUUUCCACAAUAUCUAUGACUGCACAUCCCCUCCACAGCUAAUCAGAUUGUUUGUUAUGGUUAUCAGACUUCACCUUUCCCUUCCUAGGGUCUUCAAUUAAUUUUUUUUUGUUUAAUAAAAUAAGACUCACUUUUA